Rasamsonia emersonii CBS 393.64 is the source of this 624-nucleotide messenger RNA. RefSeq lists its product as uncharacterized. NCBI's taxonomy places the organism in Eukaryota, Fungi, Ascomycota, Eurotiomycetes, Eurotiales, Trichocomaceae. The coding region runs from base 1 to 624 and encodes 207 amino acids. The record is from RefSeq and is a predicted model, not a curated record. The transcript has 3 exons.
AUGGCGGAAGACAUCGGCAUCCUGAGAGAGUCACAUUGGUUGGAUAUUCUCCAAGAAGGCGACCGUUUCUCCUUUCCUUUAUCGCAAACAGAGUGGUCACUGGGCCCAAUUCUCACAGAGAAAGUCCUUCACGGCGAUCGGGUUGGUUCUUUGGAAGUAUCCGAGGCAUCUGGAGUCUGCAUUGCCACCCAGACAAAAGGUCCAUCAGAGGGCAUGAAAGCGAUCCUGAAAAUACGAAUGCAGCGGAUACAUCGUACUGGUUUUGAUGGAGAAGUUGCCUGGUCGGAAUCUGACCAAUUUUCCCAUGUUCCCCUUGGAGAAGAGAGACGAGGAAAUUCCAUACUCUUGGCUAUUGGCACGGGAAUGCCGACCGACGGAACGUGCUUUGGGAUGAAGAGAAUCAUCGUUGACAUGGAAGAUGUCAUUUACAGGGGACCGAAUACGUACAGAUUUAUCCCGCGAAGGGAUUAUGGAAGGUGGACGCUAGACCGUCCAAAUCUCAUUUCCAGUGAGAGUGCCGACCCGAUGGUCCCGGAUGAUUACGAUGAGUGUGUCGAUGAUGAAGCUCUGUAUGCCCUGGCUGCUCGCACAAGAAAGGCACAAGAACGUGGGGAUAUUCCAUAG